Lepus europaeus (European hare) is the source of this 2646-nucleotide messenger RNA. RefSeq names its product eukaryotic translation initiation factor 2 alpha kinase 1 (gene EIF2AK1). The coding region runs from base 16 to 1884 and encodes 622 amino acids. NCBI's taxonomy places the organism in Eukaryota, Metazoa, Chordata, Mammalia, Lagomorpha, Leporidae. The record is from RefSeq and is a predicted model, not a curated record. The transcript has 15 exons. Gene Ontology annotation, molecular function: protein kinase activity; ATP binding. Gene Ontology annotation, biological process: protein phosphorylation.
CGCGUGUGGCCGGCGAUGCUGGGGGGCAGCGCCGGGACCCGCGAGGGCGAGGCCGAGGGCGACGGGGCGGGGGCGGGGGCCCCGCCGCCCGCCAUCGACUUCCCGGCUGAGGUGUCGGAGCCCAAGUACGACGAGUCGGAUGUCCCGGCAGAGCUGCAGGUGCUGAAGGAGCCGCUGCAGCAGCCAGCCUUCCCCUUCGCCGUCGCCAACCAGCUGCUGCUCGUCUCCCUGCUGGAGCACCUGAGUCAUGUGCACGAGCCAAACCCGCUUCGCUCCAGACAGGUGUUUAAAUUGCUCUGUCAGACCUUCAUCAAAAUGGGGCUGCUGUCUUCGUUCACCUGCAGCGACGAGUUUAGCUCGUUGAGGCUGCAUCACAACAGAGCUAUCACGCAUCUGAUGAGGUCCGCCAGAGAGAGAGUUCGGCAGGAUCCCUGUGCUGAUAAUUCUCAUAUCCAGAAAAUCAGAUCACGAGAAGUUGCCUUGGAAGCGCAAACCUCACGAUACUUGAAUGAGUUUGAAGAGCUCUCCAUCCUGGGGAAAGGUGGCUAUGGCCGAGUGUACAAGGUCAGGAAUAAAUUAGAUGGCCAGUAUUAUGCAAUUAAAAAAAUCCUGAUUAAAGGUGCAACUAAAACAGAUUGCAUGAAGGUAUUACGAGAAGUGAAAGUGCUGGCGGGCCUCCAGCACCCUAAUAUCGUAGGCUAUCACACCGCGUGGAUAGAACAUGUCCACGUUCACGUUCAAGCAGACAGAGUUCCGAUUCAGUUGCCUUCUCUGGAAGUGCUCUCUGACCAGGAAGAGGACAGAGAUCAAUAUGGUGUUAAAAAUGAUGCAAGCAGCAGCUCAUCCAUUAUUUUCGCUGAGUUCUCCCCAGAAAAAGAAAAAUCCUCUGAUGAAUGUGCCAUUGAGAGUCAGAAUAACAAACUGGUGAACUACACCACUAACGUAGUGGUGAGGGGCACCGGUGAGUUUGAAUCGUCCACGGGGCGCCAAGAGAACGGCUCGAUUGUGGAGCGUCAGCUGCUGUUCGGGCGUAACUCAGACGUAGAAGAGGAUUUCACGUCCGCGGAGGAAUCUUCUGAGGAAGACUUAAGCGCGUUGCGGCACACAGAGGUGCAGUACCACCUGAUGCUGCACAUCCAGAUGCAGCUGUGCGAGCUGUCCCUGUGGGACUGGAUUGCCGAGAGGAACAGGCGGAGCCGAGAGUGUGUGGACGAGUCUGCCUGUCCUUAUGUUAUGGUCAGUGUUGCAACAAAAAUUUUUCAAGAACUGGUGGAAGGUGUGUUUUACAUACAUAACAUGGGCAUCGUGCACAGAGACCUGAAGCCUAGAAAUAUUUUUCUUCAUGGUCCUGAUCAACAAGUGAAAAUAGGAGACUUUGGUCUGGCCUGCGCCGACAUCAUCCAGAAUGCGGCCCGGACCGGCAGAAACGGGGAGAGAGCACCCACACACACCUCCCGAGUGGGCACCUGUCUGUACGCCUCGCCAGAGCAGUUGGAAGGAUCGGAGUAUGAUGCCAAGUCAGAUAUGUACAGCGUCGGCGUGAUCCUGCUGGAGCUCUUCCAGCCCUUUGGGACAGAGAUGGAGCGGGCAGAGGUCCUGACAGGUGUGCGAGCUGGCCGGAUACCCGACUCCCUCAGUAAAAGGUGUCCGGUGCAGGCCAAGUACGUCCAGCUGCUGACCAGGAGGAACGCGUCCCAGCGGCCGUCCGCCCUUCAGCUGCUGCAGAGCGAGCUCUUCCAGAACUCCGCGCAUGUUAACCUCACCCUACAGAUGAAGAUAGUAGAGCAGGAAAGAGAAAUCGAAGAACUCAAGAAGCAGCUGAGCCUCCUCUCCCAGGCCCGAGGGGUGAGGAGUGACAGGCGAGACGGAGACCUCCCUGCCUAGCCGUCACUUGGCCACGUCACAUGGGAACGUGGACUUGCACUUUCAACACUUAACUGGAAUGGACAAUUUCAACACUCAACUGGAAUGGACAAUUUCAACACUCAACUGGAAUGGACAAUUUCAAGCCUCCUUAGGUUCAGGCGGCACAAUCCUCACAGCGUGACUCUCCCCUCACGCUGCUCUUCCCGGAGGUACCGCUUGGUGACCUUAGGACUGCUCCAAAGCAAACCUUUUAUGCUUUUCCCGUUCCUAUUCCACAAGUCCUAUUUCUGAGCUUCCUACCUAAGUAUUAACUAAAUCUUAGGUAUCAGUCUCCAUUCUUUCUCCUUUGAAUCCUGGCCCCUGGCCACCUCGUUCCUUUAGAAGCACUGCCCGGCCACCGCCCAAGGCCAGGCCUGCACCCUGGCGCAACAGCUGCCAGUCUUAGUCCUUUGCUGCUGCUGUGUUGCCAGAGACACCUGCUCCGCUCACUCCCUCCAGGGUGGAAGCUCAGCCUGUGAGCAGCGCCUCUGCUCUCCCCGGCUCCAGCCCAGCCCAGCCCAGCGCCACGCGGGCAGGCUUCGCACGCUCACCCCAGGUGGCCUCGGCACAGCUGCGACAGCAUCUCCCCCGCACCCUCUGCCUUCUCAGCACUUGGCUCUCCCGCCAGGCUCUCCACUCACUCGUUUGUUUCCCGGAACUGUCUGCCACAUAGUUGGCAGUCUUGAUGGGACUACUGUACGUGAUUCUGCUGAAUUUUAAAUAAAUAAACCCUGCAAAUCA